AUGAACAGAAAUCAUCCUGGAAUCUCGUGGUCAAUGGACACGGACAAUGGGCUGUCUCCCACAUCAUUCGAAGUGAAUGGUGUUUCGCCUUUUGGGUAUGACUCAGUGAGCCGUCAUGCCGGUUCGAGCCUGCAGUCCACUCCGCCCGUCAACUGGAUAAAUCAAGCCUGCGCAGGCACAAUGGGGCAGCAGUCCAAUGUACCCGACGAGCCUACCAACACAUACCAAGAUCAUCUGUUCAACCAACUUCUCGCCCGGAUUACUCAGAACCCGGAUAUCGCUUGCCAUCGAGACGCGGCCCGCAGAUAUCUUGCCCUCGAACAGGAGUUAUGGGUGCCGCUGUUUCAACCACGCUGGCCGUCCGAGGCUCAGAAGAUGCUAAGUCGAUAUCUUGCUCAAGAAUACGGAGUUCUCCCGGCCAGUCUGUGGCAGUCUGUCCAGGCUGUUAGGAGAGAUCCACAUUUCGAGCUAUUCCAAAAACCUUUCGUUGAUGCUGUCUCGGGCUCGUCAAUAUCACAGACACAUUCUAGAUCCGGGUCCGAGAUAUCGGGGCAUUGUGAGACUUUCCCGGAACUUUGGGCCGAAAAAGCAACCCUGAAUCCAUGGCCUUCGUGCGGGACAAGUGGUGCAUCGCAACCGUCAGCAACAAUAAAGGGAUUUGGCAUCGAAUGGCAAUCAAGUGCUCCUGCACCGUUUCCCACUGUUCGAAGUCGAAGAGCUUCGAGGAGCCCAAGAGCACCAGGAACACGCACGGCGGGCGGCAGGGCGCCUGCUGGAUAUAAGUACUUCUGUCCGGAGCCAGGCUGUCAACGUCCCGAUUUCCGAAACGCAGGCAACUAUCGUAAUCACCUCCGGCUCUACCAUCCAGACACACCCGAGCACGAUCCGACAGACGCCCUGCGCCCGGAUAUUCCGUCAGAACAAGAUGAAUUGUCGUCUUCGGCUGCUCCCAGUUCAGGCGCUUCACCUCUGCACCAUCGCAUUCUGAACGAUGAUCUCCAACAGGCGGAUAUAGUGGCGCCAACCACCAUCGGAGAGGCCUUCAACUUUGGCAGCCACGGAGGGUUCCCUAGCGGUCAAACAGAAUUUUACUCGAACUUCGCAUAUGAAGAUGCCAUGUCCGAAUCAGCCGUUGAGCAGGACACCAUGUCAGCAGAGUAUCGGACUCACUCAUUCGCCGCAACCGACGGUGAGCAAUAUGUCGACUCGGAGCAUGGCCUUGCGUCUGAGACAGCAUUGUCCUUUGGCAUGUUUCAGGAGAAUCUGCAACAAAGUCAUCUCGGAUUUUUUUCAAAUGGUAGACAUCAAUCGACAUCAGAGUCAAAUGAUAGCAGACAGUGA
Exophiala viscosa is the source of this 1341-nucleotide messenger RNA. RefSeq lists its product as uncharacterized. The record is from RefSeq and is a predicted model, not a curated record. The transcript has a single exon. Bases 1 to 1341 code for a protein of 446 amino acids. NCBI's taxonomy places the organism in Eukaryota, Fungi, Ascomycota, Eurotiomycetes, Chaetothyriales, Herpotrichiellaceae.